This is a messenger RNA of Dromiciops gliroides (monito del monte), 1998 nucleotides long. RefSeq names its product succinate dehydrogenase complex subunit C (gene SDHC). Gene Ontology annotation, molecular function: electron transfer activity; succinate dehydrogenase activity. Gene Ontology annotation, biological process: tricarboxylic acid cycle; mitochondrial electron transport, succinate to ubiquinone. The record is from RefSeq and is a predicted model, not a curated record. The transcript has 6 exons. The coding region runs from base 79 to 588 and encodes 169 amino acids. Gene Ontology annotation, cellular component: membrane. Lineage: Eukaryota; Metazoa; Chordata; Mammalia; Microbiotheria; Microbiotheriidae.
CCAGGGAACACUCGCCUCCCCAGCUUUGUCAGCGCGCGGCCGCGUUGUCGUCACUUCCGCCCGGUUGGGAUCCGCAAGAUGGCUGCUCUGUUGUUGAGAUAUGCUGGUCGUCAUUGCCUCCGUGCCCACCUAAGCCCCAGGCUCUAUGUCAGAAAUGCUAUCCCUCUGGGAACAACAGCUAAGGAAGAGAUGGAACAUUUCUGGAACAAGAACGUCAAUUCAAAUCGUCCUUUGUCACCUCACAUCACCAUUUAUAGCUGGUCUCUGCCUAUGGCGAUGUCCAUUAUCCACCGAGGCACUGGUGUGGCCUUGAGUGCAGGAGUAUCCCUUUUUGGAUUGGCAGCCCUGUUGCUCCCUGGGAAUUUUGAGUCCCACUUGGAACUUGUAAAGUCCUUGGGCCUGGGACCAACUCUGAUCUACAUGGCCAAGUUUGCUCUUACCUUCCCGCUUACGUACCACACCUGGAAUGGAAUCCGACACUUGAUGUGGGACCUAGGGAAGGGCCUGAAGAUUCCUCAGCUCUACCAGUCUGGAGUAGUUGUCUUGGUUCUCACCGUGUUGUCCUCUGUGGGACUAGCAGCCAUGUGAGGGGAUCAUAUAUCUCCCAUCUCCUCUGAUGAAGUAUCCAUUUUGCCUUCUCCCUUUCCUUCAGCCACCCUUUCCUUCAGACCAGGGCAGAGUCUUUCUGCUUUGCUUAGAUCUCAAUAUGUCUGAAGAACUUGUUAGAGUCUGGGUCAUGAGUAUUGGAGUUGUGGGAGAAGUUCCGACAUUCUCCUCCGUAAAGAAGCUGCAUGAUAAGACUCCCAAACUCUUCCUCUUCUCCUGUCUCUGCCCUCCCACCCCCUCCAACUACCUUUCUUGCUGUGGGUUUGCCCUCUUUCCUCAGGCCUCCUCCGUCCCUCUCCACAUCGGACUUUGACUUGUGCUAAGGGUCAGCUGUUGGCUGCCCCAUCCUGAGGCAGUAGAAACAAUGCCAGCUCUGUGGCCUCUGCCUUAGGGUUGGGGAGAAAGGCUUUGAGUGCCAGUGACCGUGGGCUGCUGGCUUAAAGGACAAGGCUAUCCAUUGGAAAUGACCCAGAGUCCUAAACCACCCACACUUCAAGAGAAAAAGGAACCAGCCUAUCUGGGUGGGUGCAGGGAGAGAAGGAAGGAGGGUGAGUUGGCUCCCUGGAGGCUGCAGAUGCUUUGUGGGGAGAGGGCAGACAGCUCUCCUGGCCCAGGAAAGGAUUCAGAAGAUUCUCAGUCAACACAUUGAAAGUUCUCUCUUUUCCUGGCACUUUGAGAAAAACAAACCUCUUAAUUUCAUAUUUUCCAAUAAAAAUUCAUGUGACAUCUUUUUCUCUAAUUAAAUUAAAAUCACCAACCCUGUCUAUUUUUCUCCUUGAGAUCUAGAGAUAAGGAAUAAGGACUGGGGAGGUGCCAACUGUCUCCAUCUUCCAGCCGGGAAAGCAUUUGUUCUGUAAAGAGUUUCACAUUAAAUGAAAAAAGGUACAGCAUGAUAUUAUAUCUCAUGCAGCUCCAAGUAUUGAAGGGGGAGGGGAAAGAAUCCUGGUUUGCUACAAGCCUCCAAACUCUAUGGCAGACUGACUGUAUGUUACCCCUUGUUAAGAAAAGGUCCAGAGAAGUGGACAGGGGCCUGAGGGAAGUGGAGAGCUGAGAGCACAGAACACAGACUUUUGGGAGAAGAGAGGAGAAACUGAAGCUCUAGAUGGGGAAUUAAAAUUUAAUGGGGAGAUAAUAUUCACCAUAUAUAUCUGGAAGGUUCCUGUAGCCCUGGUUCCCUGAAUUUUAAAUAUAUUUUUAUUAUUUCAUUAAUUUUUUAUGAUUUUUAGCAAUCAGUUUUUAAAUUUUGAGUUCCAGAUUCUCUCCCUCCCUCCUGUCUCCCCCCAUCUUGUGAAGGCAAUUUGAUAGCAAUUAUACAUGUGAAGUCAAGCAAAACAUUUCCAUAUUAGCCAUACUGCAAAAGAAAACACAAAUAAAAAAUUUAAAAUGAAAAAA